AUGUCCAUGUGCACCACUAAGGACUACUCUCUGACUGUGAGUCCCAACAGCUCUCAGUUUUUCCGAUGGAAGUCUGUCUCUCUGAGCUGUGAGGAUGACGACAGCUCUGCUGGAUGGACGCUGUGGAGGAACACAACCAGAGAAACCAGGACUCAGUGUGGAGCUGGCUGGGGAAGAUUCGCUAAUUCUUCCUGUAACAUCAGUCUGACAGUCCCAUGGGACAGUGGAGUUUACUGGUGUGAGUCCAGAGAGGGAGCAACCAGUAACACCAUCAACAUCACUGUCACUGGUGGACCAGUGAUCCUGCAGAGUCCUGUCCUCCCUGUGAUGGAGGGACAUGAUGUCACUCUGCACUGUAAAACAGAGACCCCUCCCUCCAACCUCCCAGCUGGUUUCUAUAAAGAUGGCUCCCUCAUCAGGACUGAGCCUACAGGUCACAUGACCAUCCACCAUGUUAACAAGUCUGAUGAAGGCCUCUACAAGUGUAACAUCAGAGGUCGUGGAGAGUCUCCAUCC
Micropterus dolomieu (smallmouth bass) is the source of this 516-nucleotide messenger RNA. RefSeq names its product Fc receptor-like protein 5. The record is from RefSeq and is a predicted model, not a curated record. Lineage: Eukaryota; Metazoa; Chordata; Actinopteri; Centrarchiformes; Centrarchidae. The annotation marks the transcript as partial. The transcript has 3 exons. Gene Ontology annotation, biological process: cell surface receptor signaling pathway. Gene Ontology annotation, molecular function: transmembrane signaling receptor activity.